GCCUAAUGGAACCAAUAUUUUUAAUAGCAAAUGCACAACCAUGUCAAAUAAAUUACCAUUCAUAAAGUUAAAAUGUGAUAUUUUCGUCAAACUUCACGUGUUCGAAGGGAUAUGACGCUACGACGCGCUUGCCCGCGCGUCAAGUUCUUCAUUCUUCACUGUUUGAAAAAUGCUCCUCGCGACUCCUGCGCUGUGUGCUGUGACGUCACAGUGAUCGCUCCAUAUAUCUGCGCUCGAGCAGAAUCUUUCUGAUGGUUUAUGGCGAGGAGUUCUUGUGUGAGAGACCGACUGCAGAAACUGAGACAUAGUGUACAGACUAAACACGGUGUGCAGCUUUAUAGCGUCUACACAGUGAUUAGGCCACAGUGUCCAGAUCUGCCUUUUCAGAGUCUUCACACAGUUCUUCACCGGGCAUCAUGUCCACACCAUCUUUACCCCGCUCUGUGGGCAAUGUAGAGAGGUGGUUAUGUGGGUUGACAAGCUUUAGCAGCAGAGGCACGUACAUCGUGAGGUGCGAUGGUACAUCGGACGAUCAAUAUGAACAGGGCAGUUGCGGCAACAGGAGCUUGUCCAGGUCCGACAGCCUCGACUUGAGUUUGUCCAGGUCCAAUAGCCUCCAAUGGUGGAUGUGUCCUCCGCUGCCAGGUCAAGUUCCCGUCGAGCCAGCGAAGUCUUCAAAGGUCCCGACUGCUCAGGGUGCCAUGAAGGCUUCUCCUGUGAACAAGAGCUCGACAGAAAAACCUACAAAGCGUAAGAAGAUGGAAAGAAUGCGUUCUUUCCUCAGGAGCGUGUGGAAGGCUGUGAAGAGUCCCUUCGGCUGCUGUUGUGACAGUAGUGCUGUGGAUGUUGUGGAGCCUUUCGUUCCUCCAGCCGAUUCCGAUUCCGAUUCCGAUCCUGAUCCCGAUCCCGAUCCAUCAUCACCUGAUCCAGAUCACUCAGGUGUCAAGCCAAAUAAUGACUCCUUUGAGUCUCUCUAUAAUGCGGGAGAGAUGAUUGGAUCCGGUGGAUUCGGAAGAGUGUUCAAGGGAACCCGCAAAUUUGACGACAAAAAGGUUGCCAUCAAGCGGAUGCGCAAGACUUGCAACGAUCUUUACCUUGAUAUUCCUGGGCAUCCCAAACCUCUCAUUACAGAAGUGGCGCUGCUGCUAAUGAUGAGGCAAGAACCCAUAAGCCCCUUCGUCAUACAGCUAUACGACUGGUUUGAACAUCCUCGAAAAUUCACUCUCAUAAUGCAGUUCCCUGAACCCUGCGAGAGCUUGCUGGACUUCAUCAUUCGUAAUCCUCAACUGGACGAAACAACAGCGCGGGUCAUCAUGCGACAGGCUGUGCUCGCUGUACAACACUGCAUCGAGCACGGCGUUUUCCAUAAUGACGUUCAUGCGCACAAUUUCCUGUUGAAGAAAGACACGUUAGAGCUCAAGCUGAUAGACUUUGGCUGCGGUCAGUUGCUCAGUAGCGAUGGCUACGAGAGCGACAUAUACAUUGGAUUACUGGAUUACUGCCCACCUGAAGUCUUCACACAACCUCGAUUCCACGCCGUCCCAGCGAAUGUCUGGUCUCUAGGAGUGUUGAUGUACGAGAUGGUGAACGCAUGUCCUCCUUUUCGUGAUGCAAAGGAAAUCACACAAGCCAAAGUUUCAUUUCAGAACUCCAACUUAUCUAAAGAAUGCAGUGAUCUGAUUAGCCAGUGCCUGACCCUGGAUCCAACUAAACGCCUGACGUUAGAGCAGAUGUUACAACAUGAAUGGAUAAGAAAUGAUCUGCUUUAGAUUGGAGAAGUUCAGGAGAUUCACUCGAUCAGUGAUUCAGGGUUGGACACACACCAUCCAGUCUAGAAAAACACACUGGAUUAAAAGCAGGAUUGGAUGGAUAUCAUCCUGACAGGAACUCAAGCUGCCAAACCAGAGAUCAGAGCCUGUCCACGUCUGAGCGAGAACAUGAGAGACUGAAGACUGGAAAGAAGUCAUCAAGUCAACACAUUUGCUUUGUUUUAAAAGUCAAGUCAUCUUUAUUUAUAUAGCACUUUAUACAAUUCAGAAUGUUUCAAAGCAGCAUUAUAGUUAUGAACAGGAACAUUAAUGAAUAAUGUUACAAACAGAAUUCAAUUCUUCUCUGUAUAAAUGAAACAGAUGAAUCCUCAUUAAAGUUACAAAAGUUAUUCAGUCUAGAGCAGUGAAUGAUUUUUUCUUUGUCCAGGAUUAUUAAGCUGCUGUCACUUUAAGACCUCAAAUAAAGCCUACUUAUAUUGUACACAUGCGUUUUCUUUCGCAGCUGUUUAUGUUCACUUAAGACAU
Messenger RNA from Megalobrama amblycephala (Wuchang bream), 2294 nucleotides. Its product is annotated as serine/threonine-protein kinase pim-2-like. Gene Ontology annotation, biological process: protein autophosphorylation; regulation of mitotic cell cycle; negative regulation of apoptotic process. NCBI's taxonomy places the organism in Eukaryota, Metazoa, Chordata, Actinopteri, Cypriniformes, Xenocyprididae. Gene Ontology annotation, cellular component: cytoplasm. Gene Ontology annotation, molecular function: ATP binding; protein serine/threonine kinase activity. The transcript has 8 exons. The record is from RefSeq and is a predicted model, not a curated record. Bases 417 to 1769 code for a protein of 450 amino acids.